UGCAGAGGGCAGCUCUCCGCUCGGGGUCCUCGUAUCGCUCUCCCACAAUCCCUCGCUCUCUUCCAGCUGCUGGACUCCAAGAUGGGUCGUGUCAGGACUAAGACCGUCAAGAAAGCCGCUCGGGUGAUCAUCGAGAAAUACUAUACCCGGCUUGGCAAUGACUUUCACACAAACAAGAGGGUGUGUGAAGAGAUCGCCAUCAUCCCCAGCAAGAGACUCCGCAACAAGAUCGCAGGGUACGUGACGCACUUAAUGAAACGUAUCCAGCGUGGGCCUGUCAGAGGUAUCUCCAUCAAACUGCAAGAAGAGGAGCGAGAGAGGAGGGAUAACUACGUCCCAGAGGUCUCUGCUCUGGAUCAGGAGAUCAUUGAGGUGGAUCCCGAUACCAAGGAGAUGUUGAAGUUGUUGGACUUCGGCAGCUUGUCCAACUUGCAGGUCACACAACCGUCUGUGGGAAUGGCCUUCAGGACUCCCAGAAUCUGAGACUUUCUUUGUACCAAACUGUUGGAAUAAAACAUUUUACAAAAGGA
Molecule: messenger RNA, 530 nt
Organism: Callorhinchus milii (elephant shark)
Lineage: Eukaryota; Metazoa; Chordata; Chondrichthyes; Chimaeriformes; Callorhinchidae
Product: 40S ribosomal protein S17-like
Exons: 5
Coding region: 82-483 (133 amino acids)
Biological process (GO): translation
Cellular component (GO): ribosome
Molecular function (GO): structural constituent of ribosome
Source: RefSeq, a predicted model, not a curated record